This is a messenger RNA of Neofelis nebulosa (Clouded leopard), 1490 nucleotides long. It is a transcript of the gene DIMT1, whose product is annotated as DIM1 rRNA methyltransferase and ribosome maturation factor. Gene Ontology annotation, molecular function: rRNA (adenine-N6,N6-)-dimethyltransferase activity. Lineage: Eukaryota; Metazoa; Chordata; Mammalia; Carnivora; Felidae. Bases 39 to 980 code for a protein of 313 amino acids. The record is from RefSeq and is a predicted model, not a curated record. Gene Ontology annotation, biological process: rRNA methylation. The transcript has 12 exons. Gene Ontology annotation, cellular component: mitochondrial matrix.
CUCUGAUCUGCAAGGCCUGUAGGUCCGCGCCCGUGGUGAUGCCAAAGAUCAAGCCGGGGACGAGCGGCCGCCGCCGCGAUCGACUUAAACAGAGCCGGGAGCUGAAGAGCGCCGGAGGACUCAUGUUCAACACGGGGAUUGGGCAACAUAUUUUGAAAAAUCCUCUCAUUGUUAACAGUAUUAUCGAUAAGGCUGCCUUAAGACCAACUGAUGUGGUGCUGGAAGUUGGACCUGGAACUGGCAAUAUGACUGUAAAGUUGCUAGAAAAGGCAAAAAAGGUAAUUGCCUGUGAACUUGACCCAAGACUAGUAGCUGAACUUCACAAAAGAGUUCAGGGCACGCCUCUGGCCAGCAAACUUCAAGUACUGGUGGGUGAUGUGUUGAAAACAGAUUUGCCAUUCUUUGAUGCCUGUGUGGCAAAUUUGCCAUAUCAGAUCUCUUCCCCCUUUGUCUUCAAGCUGUUGCUGCACCGACCUUUUUUCAGAUGUGCUGUACUUAUGUUUCAAAGAGAAUUUGCUCUCCGACUAGUUGCAAAGCCUGGAGAUAAAUUAUACUGCAGACUAUCUAUCAAUACACAGCUGUUAGCACGUGUGGACCAUCUGAUGAAAGUUGGAAAGAACAAUUUCAGGCCACCACCAAAGGUGGAAUCCAGUGUCGUAAGAAUAGAACCCAAGAAUCCACCACCACCUAUCAAUUUUCAGGAAUGGGAUGGCCUAGUAAGGAUCACCUUUGUUAGGAAGAACAAGACACUGUCUGCGGCAUUUAAGUCAAGUGCAGUGCAACAGCUUUUGGAAAAAAACUACAGAAUUCACUGUUCGGUCCAUAAUAUUAUAAUACCAGAAGAUUUCAGCAUAGCAGAUAAAAUACAGCAAAUCCUAACCAGCACAGGUUUUAGUGACAAGCGGGCCCGUUCCAUGGACAUAGAUGACUUUAUCAGAUUGCUACAUGGAUUCAACGCAGAAGGUAUACAUUUUUCUUAGGUAUCUGGAAAAGAGAAUUUUCAAGCCCAAGAAAAAGAAACCGCAAUUAUACAUUUCUAACAGAGAAGAUAAACUAUGCUUUUGCUCCACUGGAACACUAUGUGCUUGACUAGUUUUGAUUUAAUACUACCACUGUCACCAUUUAUUACUCUGAAGUUUUAUGGUAGUAAGUCAAUUCUAAGUACCCAAGUUUUUUGGGGUUUUUUGUUUUUUUUGUUUUUUUUUUUAUGGUUUUGGUGUUUUUAAUAUUUAACAUAGGGCAGGGUCCAGUCUCUACACGGUAAUCUUUAAGAGCCGCAGGCACGCACAACUUUACACUUAAACUUACUUCUAACAGUUUAUUGUAUAAAGAUGUUACUCUUCUAUUUUCUAUGUUAUAUAUUACCAUGAGGGCCUCUGUAGGCCUUUGUCCCUCAAACAGUCAGACAGUUAACAUAUGCUUAACUCAAGUUACAUAUUCCCCGUAUGAUUUCUUUUUAUUCAUGUGCACAAUAAAAUACUUGUUUCUUA